Venustampulla echinocandica is the source of this 2607-nucleotide messenger RNA. RefSeq lists its product as uncharacterized. Gene Ontology annotation, molecular function: DNA-binding transcription factor activity, RNA polymerase II-specific; RNA polymerase II cis-regulatory region sequence-specific DNA binding; zinc ion binding. Lineage: Eukaryota; Fungi; Ascomycota; Leotiomycetes; Helotiales; Pleuroascaceae. The record is from RefSeq and is a predicted model, not a curated record. The coding region runs from base 1 to 2607 and encodes 868 amino acids. Gene Ontology annotation, cellular component: chromatin. Gene Ontology annotation, biological process: DNA-templated transcription; regulation of transcription by RNA polymerase II. The transcript is spliced from 4 exons.
AUGGAUGCUCCGAGGCCCCAGGCCCAGAGCAGUGGGAGCGGGAAAGCCAUCGACAGCAACCUAGAGACCUCAAGCCAAGCUGCGGGAAAAGGCAUCUCCAGCUCAAGUUCCGGCCAGGCCAAGCGGUCCACACGCCCCCCAAAAGAAGCAGCAAAGCCAAAGGCAGUUCCCAAUGCGCCGGGACAGCGGUUCCAGUGCCCACGAUGCCCCAAGAAUUUCAGCCGUAUUGAGAAUCUGACGCGCCACCAAGCAAACCACGAAGAGGUGGGUAAAUUUGCCUGCGUGGUAUGCAGGAAACGUUUCACAAGAAGCGAUUUGCUCAAUCGGCAUCGCCGCAUACACAAUCCCCAGCCGGAAUCGUCCAACCCUCACGGGACCGUAGUGGGAUACAGCUCUACUUCGCCACCCCAGCCAGAUGUUGAAGACCUUAGCAAGCAAUCCAUUCAAGAUGGUGCUCAGUCCACUUUCCAAGAAACCGUCGGCGGCCCUGUAACUCAUGGCUCAGAUGAUGUCUAUAACCAGAUGCGUCAGGAGCCAGGUGCCUUUAUUGACCAAGGCCAUGCCGCUCACGCUGGCUAUCAAAGUCUGUUGCCGCCGGACGACGUCCAAAAUCCCCAUUCAUUAAUGGUCCCUAGCAAUGCGGCCCAAACCCAGGGUCUCACGAGUCUUAUGGAAGCGGCAUUGACACCACAGGAUGGAUAUACUUUCACGCCAGCGGAAAAUUUUAAUCCGUCGUUAUGGGGUGGCUUCAUGCUUUUCAGUGAUAACUCCAAUGCAUAUAUGGGCUCCUAUGAUGCAGAUAUAUCUUGGGCGCUGGGGUCCUCCAACACGGGGUCGUCUCCUGAUAAUCACCAUGAGCACGACACGAUGCAUGCAGUGGACAGUUUCACUGAUAAUCCGUACCAGUACCAAGCGGUCCCGUAUCGCCAAGAUGAUGUCAGCCAUCUUGACGCUGCUGAUAACGAGGAUGAAGAUACGAAUGACUGGCCGGAUAAAGUGAUCAAUUCAAGCCAUGCUCAGCAUCGAGCAUCUCGCAUUGUACCACUUCACUUGUUGCCCGUGUCCUGGCAGUUAGUACUUGAUGAAGCCAGAAGCAGUGGCCUCGACGCCACAACAAUUCGACCCUACCAGCACAUAAACAACCCCUUGCACGCCUCCUUACUCUCUGCCCUUGACGGGGCUAAUUACAGGAAUGAGAUGUCCCGGCCAGAGAUCAGUGAUGCCAUGUUCCCGCCCGCCGAAGCGCUGGAUUUCUUCCUUCGACUUUAUAUCAGAUACAUCCAUCCAAGGUUUCCGGUUCUUCAUCUUCCAACGUUUGAUAUAUAUAACUCUCCACCCCUCCUUCUCCUUGCAAUGAUGUUUCUUGGGUCUAGUCAUUCUAGAAGCGACCGAGGACGCUUUUCCCGUGUGUUUUAUGAUCAUCUUAGAAUUGCUUGUUUCCGCAUGCAAGAAGUUGAUUCCAAAUUUCUGCGUUCUGUUGAUAACAUCUUGACGUAUUUCCUCCUCUGCUUGGCCGGUACUUGGAGUGGGAGCAAGCAAGCUUAUGAAUUUGCUGAGGGCAGUCGAGGGAUACUUAUUACGGCUUGCAGGAGAUCCCGCCUCAUGGAUUGCAGACCUGCAGCUAGGGUGGACGUAAAGCACUUUCAGCGUCCUGGAAUAAGUCAGCUAGAUGCUUUUUGGCUGGCAUGGGCGGAAACGGAAAAGAGGAAGCGGCUUGGCCUGUCAAUAUAUAUAUUUGACUGUCAAUAUCCUGCCCUAUUCAACAACCAGCCGUAUGUAAGCAAAGCUGAAACUACCAACUGCGUGUUUCCAUGCCCCGAAGAAUACUGGGAAGCAGCCACCUCUGAAUCAUGGGAAAUGCUUGUUGGCGUCGUAGACGGGCCACCCCCGACUUUUUACUUACACGCACUUAACGCAUGCCUACUCCGCAAAUGGGUGAAACCACCUCCACCGAUUCCAAAGACUGGGGGAGAUUUCGGCAAGAUCGUUCUCAUCUACGCUAUCCAUACUCAUAUAUUCGAAUGGCGCCAAUCGACUUCCAUGCUGAAUCCCACCGGGUUAAUGGGCACAUUUGGAAACUCGGCGAUGCCGAUCGGCGAGGGGUUGAAAGAGCGGCGCCGCUGGCUAGUCGAUGGCCUCGACAGCUGGGCAGAAUGCUACCAGUCAUUGGGAACGAGUGUGGCGGCAUCGCUACUUCAUCGUUUAGGAUACAUCGCCCUUGAUGUAAGCCUCUCUGAUAUGCAUCUCGUCGCGGGGCGAUCAAACAAUCUCAACGACGGCAAUUUCGCCGAAGAGAAUCUCAAGCACUGGGCCAACAGCGAGAUGGCCAAUUCCACAAUGUCCCACGUAUACAGCAUGUUAGAACUCUGCCAUCACUGCAUCAACGCAGGAAUGGUGGCGGAUAGCUCGUAUGAAGUUGCGGUGUGUCUUUUCACAGGUGGCAUCGUAUGUUGGGCGUAUGCGAAAUUGAAGACCAACGCGCCGAGGGGACAGUAUAUCGAACAGGUGCAGAAAGCAAGUGCGGCGCUGGGCCAAAUGGGCUGUUGGAGGAUGUGUCUGAUGUUUGGGAGGAUUUUGAACAGUUUUGAGGCGCAAAUGGCUACUUAG